AUGUCUGCCAUCGUAGCCUUUAUCUCAAUCUUUCUGCUCCACGUUGUAACGGUAGUUUCAGACACCAUUCCCCAAUGUCUCUCUCUUCAUUCUGACCCCUCUCAUCCCAUAUCUGCUGUCACCUAUUUCCCCGACAACCCCUCGUUCCCUCCCAUUUUGGAAGCCUAUAUCAGAAACCUCAGAUUCAGUUCCCCCACAACUCCAAAACCAUCCUUCAUUGUGGCACCAAACCACGUCUCCCACAUCCAAGCUUCCAUCAUCUGCUGCAAAAAGUUCGGGAUUGAGAUGAGAAUAAGAAGUGGGGGGCAUGACUAUGAUGGCCUUUCGUACGUGGCAGAAGUCCCAUUUGCCAUUGUGGACAUGUUCAUGUUGAAAUCGGUGCAGGUCAACGUGGAGGAUGAGAGUGCGUGGGUUGAGUCGGGGUCAACGAUUGGUGAACUUUAUUAUGGGAUUGCUGAGAAGAGCAAAGCCCUUGGUUUCCCAGCUGGGGUUUGUCACACUGUUGGUGUUGGAGGGCACUUCAGUGGAGGAGGGUAUGGGAACAUGAUGAGAAGGUUUGGUCUCUCUGUGGACCAUAUUGUUGAUGCCCAAAUUGUUGAUGCUGAAGGGAGAGUCUUGGACAGGAGAGGAAUGGGGGAGGAUCUUUUCUGGGCCAUUAGAGGAGGUGGGGGAGCAAGCUUUGGGGUCAUUGUUUCAUGGAAAAUCAAGUUGGUUCCUGUGCCUCAGGUUGUAACAGUUUUCAGAAUUGAGAAAACAUUGGAACAAGGUGCCAGUGAUAUUGUUUAUCAGUGGCAGUAUGUUGCUAAUAAGAUACAUGAUGGCUUGUUUAUUAGAGUGGUUCUUAGUCCUGUCACAAAAAUGGGUAAGAAGACGAUAAGGGCCAAGUUCAACGCCUUGUUUCUUGGAAAUGCACAAGAACUGCUUCAAGUGAUGAAUGAGAGCUUCCCUCAACUGGGUUUGGUUGGUGAACAGUGCAUUCAAAUGAGUUGGAUCGAUUCCGUUUUGUUCUGGGAUAACUAUCCGGUGGGGACUUCCCCUAAUGUUUUGCUUCAACGGCAUGGAACAGCAGAGAAAUUCCUAAAGAAGAAAUCAGAUUAUGUGCAGCAACCCAUUUCAAAAACUGAGCUUGAAGGUAUAUGGCAGAAGAUGAUGGAAGUAAAAAAGCCUGUUUUCACAUUCAACCCCUAUGGUGGAAAAAUGAGUGAGAUUUCAGAGAUGGAAACACCAUUUCCACACAGGGCUGGUAACAUAUAUAAAAUUCAGUACUCCGUGAUUUGGCAAGAGAAGGGUGGAGAUGUUGCUAGUCGAUAUUUAAAUUCGAUUCGGAGCCUCUAUGAUUACAUGACCCCUUAUGUGUCAAGCUCACCUAGAAGUUCAUAUCUGAACUACAGAGAUGUUGAUAUAGGUGUCAAUGGACCUGGAAAUGCUACUUAUGCACAGGCUAGUGUUUGGGGUAAAAAGUAUUUCAAAACAAACUUUGAUAGGCUUGUAAAGAUAAAGACCAGGGUAGAUCCAAGCAAUUUUUUCAGAUAUGAACAGAGCAUUCCAUCUCUUGCUUCUGCUCAUAGUAUUAGUUUAGUGUCAGAAUAG
Molecule: messenger RNA, 1590 nt
Organism: Sphenostylis stenocarpa
Lineage: Eukaryota; Viridiplantae; Streptophyta; Magnoliopsida; Fabales; Fabaceae
Source: the annotation of a GenBank genome assembly